UGGUGCUCCAUGGGAUCCAGCAUGGUUUGGACCUAGUAAAGACUUAGUUGGUAAUGGUGGAUUUUCAUUACGAAGUCGUAGUAAGAUACUUGCUUUACUUGCACUUAUUCCAUAUGAUUCUAAAAUACCAGAAGAUGUUUGGUAUGCACAGAAUUUACGUCGAGUAAAUGGAUCAGUUGCUCCAGUAAAUAUAGCUAAAACAUUUUCAGUUGAAUCAGUAUAUUAUGAAAGACCAUUAGGUGUACAUCGAUUUCCUUUAAAAUGUUCAAUUCGAGAAAAAUUAUUUGAAACAUGUCCUGAAUCAAUGAUGAUAAUGCCAGAAAAAUGUACAUAA
Molecule: messenger RNA, 334 nt
Organism: Rotaria sp. Silwood1
Lineage: Eukaryota; Metazoa; Rotifera; Eurotatoria; Philodinida; Philodinidae
Source: the annotation of a GenBank genome assembly